Messenger RNA from Tuber melanosporum (Perigord truffle), 3949 nucleotides. RefSeq lists its product as uncharacterized. The record is from RefSeq and is a predicted model, not a curated record. NCBI's taxonomy places the organism in Eukaryota, Fungi, Ascomycota, Pezizomycetes, Pezizales, Tuberaceae. The transcript has 7 exons. The coding region runs from base 214 to 3270 and encodes 1018 amino acids.
CUAUUGAGUAGUGAACUCACCCCAUCUCAUCUCAUCUCCUUUUUGGUACUUUUUCCAUCAACAUCCCCGGGCCCUGCAAGACCCCCUACAUCACGCUCGCUCGCUUGCGCACGUCGUAGAUAAGCGCACUUAAGACCCGACUGCAGCUUUUUUUUUGUCGCGUCAGGGGAAGGAAAAAAAAAAAAGCCAGCUGUGCCUUCUCAACACAUCCCAAUGCCCACCUUUCUGAAUAAGGUCUUUAAACGGGACCACGCCGGAUCUUCAAAGAAGAUCGAACCCAGCGCGCCUCCACCGCCCCAAGAGGUUAAACACCAGGACGCGUGGUUACGGACAGAAGUCACUCCUGAGCAAGUUCAGGAGCUGUUGAGGGGAUGCACUCAGGAGAUCAAGUCAAGAGGCCUGUCAACACCUUUUCUGCUAUUGCCUUUUCGACCAAACUCGGAUGCCAGCGCCGCCAGAACCUUUAUCCGAAAUUUCUUCGAUCCGGUAACAGGGCCGCUUCGCGGGCCCCACCUCCAGCAAGAGUUACGAUUGACUGAACCUGUGGUUUUAUGCAGCACUCUGAAGUGGUGUUGGAGUAGGUUACCCGGUGGCGUGGUAACCUGGGAUUUGUAUGAGCUAUUUCGUCAGGGAGAAAUUGGUUCUGGCAUGGCCCGUGACUCGUUCGCGACCUUCAUACCAAUUAGUGCUGAAUCCGAAGCUCGUUCCAAGAUUAUCUUUGACUUUUUUGAUUUAAUCUCGGCCAUCGCAGCACACGGAAAGCAUAAUGGACUGGGCGGUAUGAAGCUCUCGAGGCUUGCGGGUUGGUGGGCCUUUGAGCAUAGCGAUAUGGGAUGGGGCUUCGAAGGUGGAUACACAUCGUGGUCGAGGGCUGCCGAUGCUACGAUGCAUCUUUUCUUUGCCUAUCUUCGCUCCCUCUCUCCGGCAGAUGGAACAAGGGGUGUUUCUGUCUUGCCAAUCUCCCUGAAGGCGUUGGUGGCCUCCGUCGACUAUCCUCCUACGACCCCUGUUCAGCUCCAGUCGCAGACCGUUAGGGUGGUAAUGACCGUUGAAACUGUUUCACCAACCCCAUUUUCACUUCUUCGUCGUGCAAGAAACUUUCAAUUCCGGGAGAGUAAUCUUGCUCUCCGGGCUCUUGUGGGCUAUGAUGACCCUAUACAGGCUUUGACAGAAGAAUGUAAGCGUGUUCUAAAAUGUAUAUCAUCUACCAACCAGUCUUCCUCUGGAUUUAAGAGCGGGAGCGGACUUCAGGAUCAGUCUUGGUCAAGGUUCCAGGAUUUGGGAUUUUCCGGACUUUUGGAGGAGUCUGAGGGUUCGGCUGAUGAAGAUGGGUUGUCAAUGACUGGUUCCGAAACAUUUCCCCGAAGGCGAGCUUCAACUCAGCCCAUUCCCUCGACCCCUCAUCAGGAGCUUGCCAUGGAUAUUGCUCGGCCAACAACACCCUCCUGGGCUGACUUUAUGGCCGCAGGGUUUGGAGAUCGUGACCAAGGUCCAAACCAACCUGCCCCACUCCUCCUGCCGCCGGACAAGAUCUUGCCUCCGAUUGACAGUGGAUCUCGAGUUCGUAGUUCUCAGUCGAACAGAAAAAUCGCCGAGGAUAAUUUGGACCCCGGUGAAUUGGCCAGCGUUUCACCAUUAACCGUGGAUGAUGCAUUCUGGUGGGUCUGGAUAUCUAGUCUUGCCGGUGAAGAAUCCACCGCUAGAAAGGCUGUGUUUGGGCGAUGUGCUCUUGUCGAGACAGUGAUUAAAGGUGGAAGGUGGCUUGUCGUUGAGGAAAAGGUUAAAGGUGCCGCCACUGCGCUCGAGGACGCAACGUAUCUUUUGGCCAGGGAAAAGAAGAAGUCUCGAAGAGGAAAGCUGACCAGGCGGAAAUCUGCUGGACGUGCCGAUAUUCCAAUCGAGCAACCAAAGCAAUUUGAUCCUUCUAUAGGCCCGUUCAGUAGAAUAAAUAUUAGGCCUGAUCAGAUGGCUAGGGUUCAAACAGCUGCGGCUGCGUUGAGACAACAGCAAAUUCAACAAGAGCCCAGUCAUCUGAGACCCAGAGAAGUUGGCUCUAUGCCUAAUCCAAGGACCAAUAGUGUUUUCACUUUGCAGCCGGUGAUCCUCUCAGAGGCUACCCCCGCGAUGAAAUGGGCAAGCAAGUAUGAUAAAGAUGCUAUCCGGGAAGCUUAUCUGAAGGGGCUCCCAAUGCCAGAAAGGAAGGACCUGAGCCGUGUUGAUACCGACAGACCAUUACCCCCUCCCCCUCCACAUGAGGAACCAGAGGAAAGACCCGAAAGACAGGAAAGACAAGAGCGGCCCAAGCCAGAGCUUGUUGGGCCAAAACCAGAGCAAUUGACUCAACCUCCAACUCCAGUCACAAAACAGGCUCCUGUUGCAUUGGCAUCACCUAGGACUCCAUCCGCCCCCAGGUCCGUGCCCAUGACAUUGCCAUCUCCCCGCUCGAAUGGGCGCGCAUCACCUGCAUUUGACAGUCGUUCUCAAACCACCCCUAGCAGUCCCAAAUCACAACCUUCAGCCAACCCGACGCCAGAGAAGUCCAAGAAGCCAAAGGCUUCACGCUUCAAGAAUCUCUUUAGUAGCAAAAAGGCAGACCCAACUAGCCUAGUGGGUCGAAGAAUAUCCCAGCUUGAACCACCUAAUAGUGGGGGCUUGGGCGUUCCUACCCAAGAUACUAGCCGCAGACUAUCCGUUGGCCGGAAGAAGAAUGCUCCCAUAGAUUUCAGCGGUGGUGCUGCGCAGUUGAAUGCUCCUCCCCCACUAGUCAUUGAGAAGCCGUCGCUAUCCCUGCAAGCUGAUUUACGUCGCCAGGACAGUGAUCAGCCAUCAACAUCCCAGGUCAGCUCAAAAGAAGAACGCGCGGCAACCCAAGUGUUCUCCUCGUUUGAUCAAGGUCCUUUAACCGACCAGCCAGCUUUCGUCCCUGAUGACUCUGUGAUGACCUCCGAGUCAGGCUCCCCAAUCGAGUCCGGCCCUGCCGCACCGGAGAAGGAAACUGAUGAUGUUGUGUCGAUGGACGGAACAGCCCCUCUCGCAUCUCCUGUGGAGGCUAUUCCUGUGCAGGAUCGAUGGGCUCAAAUCAAGAAAAAUGCUGCUGAGAGAGCAAAGGUUGUGCCAAAAGCAUCUGACGAAUAUACAAGGAGCGACGCAAGGGGCAGCAUUGAUGAUGGAGAGACAAGUGGUGAAGAGACAAUCGAAUCUAGGGUUGCUAGAAUCAAGGCACGUGUUGCUGAGCUCACCGGCAGCAUUGACACUACCACUCGAGUUUAACUUCUAGAUCGCACGGUUUUCUGGCCUAUGUUUGCCGUUGCUAUAAUAAUCCGAUCCUUUGUGGCCAAAGUUGCUCUAAUACACACACCCCAAUUACAAGCACUCACGGAUACGCUGGAAUAUAUCAGCGAUGCUUUUUUCCCUUUUUCCCACUCCGGAAUGCAUAAGCUGAGCGAUAAUAACCGUUCACUCGGCUGACUGCUCAUCCCACACCCCAGUCCACACUCACUUAAAUCUCGUUACGUUUCCUUCAUGUCUCCUUUUUUCUUUUUCUUCCCCCCCCUUUUUUUGUGGCAAGCGUCCUAUUUCACUAUACACGAUUCAUAGUUUUGAAGGCGUGAUUUAAUCGUUCGUUGAAUUUCGCAUAGUGUUUUCCUAAUGCUUUUCUUGACCUACUAAAAAAUUUGCUGCUAGCUUCUUGUACUCUUUUUUUUGUCUAAAUUCUUUUUGUCUAAAUUCUUUUCCCCAUUUCUACUGCUGCCUACUUUCUUAUCGAGAGAUAUGAUACCACUUUAAAACAACCAAGCCUGCAAUACCUUUUUACCAUUUCCUAUUUUCCUAACCGCCACCCCAUAGUUAAUUUUCUGUGUCGACUUUGUCGAACCACGGAGGAUAAGCUAGCUAGCUAAAGCCAUUUAUCUUGAUACCCACCUAAAUGACAAGUAGAAUGCAUAGCCAA